Molecule: messenger RNA, 3678 nt
Organism: Cladocopium goreaui
Lineage: Eukaryota; Dinophyceae; Suessiales; Symbiodiniaceae
Source: the annotation of a GenBank genome assembly
CUUGGAUCGCGGAACACUGCGGCACGCUGCGGCAUGUGCAAUGGUGCGCCAGAUCCUGGCAGCUGUGGUUUGUGUCACAGUUUCCACUAGUUUGCGACCCCUUCAAUGUCCUUUCGACCGGCAGCUCUUUGCCACUUAUGAAAACUUGGAGGAUACCUUGGAGCACUUCUUGGGUUUUUAUGGUGGCUACAGCCACGGCAGGGCUAAGGUAGUGGCGGAGCACAUCCGACUUUUUCAGAUCAAUUCAUUGGCGCAAGACUUCUUGGAGAUAUUUGAGUCUUUCCGCCUAUUUGCUUGCUUGAUUUUAUGUCCUCAGGCCUGCACCGAACCAGACCUAGAGACGUCAUUCUCAACAGUACGACUGGUAGAAAAGUUGAACAACUUGCAGUUGGACCUCGAGCUAUUGCUGGACGAGCCAUCUGAUGAUUUCAGGGCUGCUUCUCAAAUGUAUCUCCGGGAAGCCAAGACUUAUGCUGCAAAUCUUCAGAUGGGAGGUCCGGAUCAAGCCCCUGAAGGAAUCGAUUGGGACGAGGCACACGCUACUUGUGUGGCUCGCGUGGCUUCGAGGAUUUUGUUUCCGGCCAUGCAGGUGCUGUCCUUGCAGUCCAAGAACAAUCAAAGUCAUAUUAUCCUGUCUGGUGUCACCUUCGACACCUCCAAUCCUGCAGCUUCUUCGAGCUCAUACAUUUCUCCACGUCCGCGUGGCGAUGUGAUGGAUGGAGGGGAGCUUUCCUUUACUGUUUUGAGGUCCCUGGCCACGGCUGGUGCUGCCCUGCGGCUAUACUCUGGUCCUGGCGGAAAGAGUUCCUCCAGUGGUCAGCUUUGUCAAGGCGUUGCAUCCCCCUUCCUGAGCCAAGAAGGUGACCUCUCCACGGAGAGUGGCUGGCCAAGGCGUUGGCGUUUUAGCGCCUGGGGUGAGAAAAACGCGGUGCCGAAAGUCAUACAACUGCUGGAUGAAAUUGAGGCGGCUCACAUGGAUCUCUCUCACUCUUUCAUCGCCUUGCGCCCCACAGGCACAGGUGCAUGGGCGCAAAACUUCAGUUGCACUGGAAAAAACGUGCACUAUGACCCAAGUUUGUGCCUGGAGGUUUUGGGAUUUGGAGGCUAUGUUUUCUCAGUGAACAUACAUCCACCAUACAUCGGAGAGCUUCGGAUGGCUGGACGAAGGUUGGGGGAUGUGUCACAAGCGGCUCCCAGCAGCUAUUAUGAUGUGCUGCAAGGAUAUGGUAGCCACCACUUUGACACUGUCUCCAUCGAGCACUUGUUCCACCGCUUGGAUGUUGUGUGGCGCCAAUCGCCAGAACCUUCACCUGACCUUUUCUUCUUGCAUCCGGCAACCCACAACUGCUACGCGAUUGAGUACCUCUUUUCUGGAGCUCCUUUGAAGCCUAAAAUUCUGGUGGUCCCAAUCAACCCCAUCAUUCCUCCACCGUUUGAAGUCACUCCUCGUUUUGAAGCAUGGUGGCAUGUGAUGCGUCCAGCUUUGCAAAGCACUCCUUUGGCAAAGGGAUGGGUCCAGCACAGCUCGGAGCAUUUGACCGAUGUUACCAGCAACGAAUUCAUGGAUGAGUAUUUGACAUCAGCAAUGUGGCUUGGGCAAUGUUCUUUGGCUGCGGUGAGCAGGAUGCUAGAACGUAUGCAAGUCAAGAAGUUUCGCUACGUCCUGCACCAUGUCUCAGGUGCCUACGCCGUGUUCGUCCGGAAAGAUAUCCAAAAAGGCUUGGCCAGCCGAAACCAACAGGAUAGCUUUGCUAGUUGGCUGAGAGGAUGGCAUUGUUUACCAGCGCACCGUUUUUUCUCCAAGCUGGAGUUGCUGGGAGGUCCUGACAUGGGUCGAUUGUCAGAUCCAUCAGUGCACUCAAGAGAGAAGGAGAAAAUUCUGUGUCACUUCUUGGAUCGCCAAAGCAUUGUAGUUCAGCAACGGAACUUUGACUGUGCAAAGCACUUGGCACAGGUGGAUGAUCCCAAAAUGGCCAGUUGCAUUCGCCCAGAUCAUCGAGGCUGGGGCAACGAUGCUGCGGCUUCAGAGAGUCUGCAGGAUUCUGUUGGAGCUUGUGUGGCACACUGCAACAGCAACAGUUGCAGUUAUUGGACCUAUGAUCCAACGGCGGUCUAUGGUCAACCACUUUGUUGGAUUUGGGCUGGCCGACCAGCUGAGAUCAAAUCAGAACGUGGCUGGAUCUCUGGGGAUGCGGACUGCCAGAGGUCUAGAGCUGCGGCUGCGCAGGCUGCGCAGGCUGCGGGUGAAGAUUCCCCAGGAGGCUUUCAGAUGGAAGGCGAGGUUGAUGCCACGGACCAGGAUCUAGACGGUCUAGUUGCAGUUCGUCCUGAGUCGCGGAGUGGGUCUAGAAGCAUCUCAAGACAGUGGGCUGUGAAGGAGAUUAUUGAGAUUCCUGGCAUGCGAUAUUUCUUGGAGUCCACAGGUCGAGGCCGCUGUGUGGAGGGUUUCUGCGAAUGUUUUCCACCUUUCCGGGGGCCCUUGUGCGAGCAAUUGGACCAGAGCCCUCAGGAUGCACAGCGCAACUUCACGGCGGUGCUUCAUUACCUUACCUCGGAUGAUGACACUGACAUCGAAGAUAUUCAGCACAGCUUACCUCGUCUCUGGCGUCGUUUCAAUCGGCGGUUUGACUACCCAGUGGUGAUUUUUCAUGACGGGCUUUCAGACGUUCACCGCCAACAGGUGGUGAAUGCCUCGAAGAAUCGUAUUUGGUUUGCAUAUGUAGAUGACUACCUCAAGGUGCCCGAGUUCAUCAUGGAGGAUCCAAGCCGCAAAGCGGCUUUGGAAGAAAUCAAAUGGUCCUUGGGAUAUCGAGGCAUGUGUCGUUUUCGGAGUGGAACGAUCUUCCUGCAACCCGUCCUGAAGAAGUUUGAAUAUGCGAUGACUUUGGAUACGGAUGGAUAUUUCCCAGCAGAAGUGAGCGCCGAUCCCAUUGCAGCCAUGCAUGAAGGCAACUACGUCUACACUUGGUCGCAUGUGCUUCCCGAUUUGCCUGGAGCUGUGCGGCACUUUUGGGAUCAUUCCUUGAUGUACAUGAAGAUGAAGGGCAUUGAUCCCAGAGGAACUCCAAUCCUGCGCCAAUUUGUGCGAGAGGAUGAUAUACAAUGGACCUAUCAGCUCUAUAUGAACGACAUCGAGAUUGUGCAACUUGAUUGGUUCCGUUCAGAUCCAUAUCAGGAUUACUUCAGAUACUUGGAUUCCAUGGGAGGCUUUUGGCUGCACCGCUGGGGUGACCAUGCGGUCCGAACCAUAGCAGUAGGGAUGUGGCUCCCUGAGGAUAAAGUUUUUGAGAUGGAUGUGCCGUACGGGCACCAGAACUAUUGCAGAUGUAGUGGGGCGCAUCCGCAUUUGUCCUGCGUCCGUGAAGAAGAUGUAGGCGGUGUGCCUGCCAAAUGGUGGAUUUGUGCUGGCGAGGAUGCGCGGGAAGAUGAUUGAUGCUUAUAUAAAUGGAAACCAUUUUGACCGCGGCAACUCGGUGGUGCAAGAGCUCCGCUGCAUGUUCAAGCCUGUUGAAAGAGAGCAGCUUGAUCAACCCAUGCAGAACCAGCCGAGCAAAGGCUAUGAUAAAGCUUAGGACAAAAAGGAAUAUUUUUCUGGUGCUGAAGCUCCUGCAGCGAUUGUUCAUUUGGCAGCCCGCAUCUAAACGAAUACGCCAGACGCACUUCAUGAGAAUCGCAGAA